Molecule: messenger RNA, 684 nt
Organism: Miscanthus lutarioriparius
Lineage: Eukaryota; Viridiplantae; Streptophyta; Magnoliopsida; Poales; Poaceae
Source: the annotation of a GenBank genome assembly
AUGGAUUCCAGACAGCCAGAGAAUGACGCACAAGAAGACGCGACACUGGUGAUGACGCCUCAUGCCGACGUAGUCGGGAUCAUCCCUUCGGCGCCGCCCCUCGAGACCAGGUGGCCACCAUUCGCGCUCUGCCGUUACGCCGGCGGCUUCUGGUUGCCCGAGUUCAAGGCGCUUGCCUUCGCGACGCUGAAGCGUUCCACGCACCCGCCGUCCGACGGCGACCACCCGCUGCGCCAUCGCAGCCCCCACGAGUGCGUCCGGUUCCUCGAGAUCGAACUCAACGACAGGAACAAGGACGAGUUCGAGGCGCUCCCGUCCCCGCGCGUGCUCGCUACGCAUCUUCCCUAUUCCCUGCUGCCCGGCAGCAUCACCGAGGACGGGGAGCGCUUGGGGUGCCGGAUCGUGUAUGUCUGCCGGGAACCCAAGGACGCGCUGGUCUCCUACUGGCUGUUCACGAGGAAGGCGGCGGCGGUGAGGGGACUUGACGUCCGGUCGUUCACCAUCCAGGAGGCGUUGGAGCUGUUCUGCGAUGGCCGGUGUCCGGGCGGCCCGCAGUGGCUGCACGUCCUCCAGUACUGGGAGGAGAGCUUGAGGAGGCCUGAAAGGGUGUUGUUCCUUAGGUACGAGGAGAUGUUGCUUGAGCCUGAGGCGCACGUUAGGAAGCUAGCGAAGUUCAUGGGCUGA